UGACAUCGCGAGUGUCACAAAAGCGUGACUUGCCUGCAGGUUUGACGUCUGCGCGUUUAUAUGAGCGGCUCUUUGUCUGGGUGCAGCUAGCCACUCACUCAGUCUUCUUCCGCGUCCCCCAAGUCCGGACGCUUUUGCUCUUUGUUUCUCUCUUCCAUGUCGUUCUCGACACAUAGAUCCCCCAAUCAGCGCAAUCGCACUGGCAGGAACCCCAGGCUCCAACGCUCAACAUCGGUCCUUGGCAGGCUAAAAAGUUUGAUCUUCAAUCCGUUCGGAGGUUGGACUGGUUCCGACGUAGAGAAUGAGCAGGGGAAGCGUUUGCGCAAUCAGGACAUAGGAUUUGUCAGUGAUCACGAAAGGGAUGCGGAGCGUAGAGCGAAGCGAAAACGGUUCCACAGCCCGGAGCUCGAGGAUGACCAACUUCACGAGCAGCGAGCUCGUCCCACUACGAAUGGAUUCCUCGAUCCUUCGCACGAGAUGUUCGAUCGGCCGUCCGCAAAUAAAGGUGUCGCUCGAGCAUCGUCAUUAGCAAUACCACCUUCUGUGCCAAAGCACCCCCAGGAGCGACAUGGUCGGUAUUCGUUGUCACCACAGCCUACCGCGUCAUUAAGAGCGGUGAAACCUCACAUUGAGCCAGAACACGCAGAGGGGACAGUGGAUGCAGCUCGUGUCCCCCUUCCUUUGUCUCGCGAUGCCUCUAUGAACGGUAUCUCGGGAGCACCCACACGCGACUCCAAGUCUCCUUCGCGAGCGCAUUUCCGUAUGCGCACGUCGCUGACGCCUCAACCAAGUGGUCAGAGCUUCGGUCCUUCUCGACGUGAGCGAGAACGUUCUGAGCCACCACCUUUGGCUUCACUUGCAUCGAAUCCAGUAUUCGUGAAAGCCCCUCAGCUGCCAACUGUGACUGAAGAGCCUGCAAGAAGCUCGACGGUUCCUCUUGGUGCUCUUCCUCGCAAGGUAUGUCUAGAAUGCACAGAUUCUGAUUAUGCUACUUCAACUUUAAUUAUGCAGAGUGUUCAGCCAGGGCGGCAACGUAGCGUCCUUGCACUGGGACGACAGCCGUCUGAUAUCGAUAUGGCUCCUCGUAAGUUUCUCGCAUUUUCUCGUGUAAGGCUUUGUAAUAACUUUUCCAUAGCUGAACGACCAAUGAGUGCUGCAGAGAAGGCACUUCGACAGCUAGACAUGUACAAAACACCCUUGCUUCCAAGUCGUAUGCGAGGAUCUCCGACGAUUCCUGACGCUUUCAAGCCGAAACCCGUGCAUCCCAUGUCCCUCAUGCACGACGAUCGUGACGAUAAGCCCAGAUUGGGCACUUCGGAGAAACAGAGCGCUAAGAGAAGGUCAGCUAGAGGAAAACCGUACUCAGGUAGUAGUAGUGCGAAGAAACUGCUUGAGCGACGUCGCCAGGAAGAGCAGGAACAGAAGGCAAAGGAGAGGGAAGAGGCUAUUGUGACCGAUGCAGAGGAGGAGGAGGCAAUGAAGACUGCUAAGGCAAAGCCGUCGGAAGAGCUUAGAGAGGAGCGUGUACUACAGCGUCGCGGGUUCACCGUCGCCGCCGGUGGGCGAGAACGGUCGUCCCUUCGAGUCGGACGUACCAAAACAAAUCGUGCAGCUGAACGUCCGGUCUCAGCUAAGCCUAAGCGUGGAUUCUCUGCUGUGUAUGAUGAAGAGGAGUUGGAAGAAACUCUUCUAGAAGAAGAAGAGACACCUAAGUUGCCACCGAUGUUCCAGCCACCCCCGGACUUCAGCUUCGCCAAUGUGAGUAGUCCCGUACAAGUUACUUGCCAGUAUACUAAGUCGCAACUUCAGGCUGCACCUAUCAACCAUGAUGCGACCAAGGCAAAGGAGCCUCCAAUUGCUGCAUUACCAUUCGCUUUGAGCAAGCCUCAAGCACCAGUCAUCACAGCACCCACUCCACCAGUUAGUGCCAAGCCACCUUCUCCCCCCGCAGAAGCACCAGUGAAGGAACCUUCUGUUCCCGUCACGACGGCUGCCGCUGCUGCCCCAGUGUCUGCUCCCGCCCCCUCAACUCCUUUGUUCGCUGCUGUUCCAUCUGUUGCGCUCGUUCCGCCCAGUCCGCCUCCAGCUCCAACUCCGGCGAAGCCUACUGAGACACAGGUUGGUAUACCAGUUUCUGGCACCGGGACUUCCAUCCCAAACUUCUUUGCUAACUCGGCCCUUCUCCAUAAGGCACCUGCGCCGAUCAGCGCGCCGUUUACCCUGUUGACUGGUCCCACAGAAGUGACCACGCCGCAGACAUCUCUGUUUGGAAAACAGCCUGCUGGGCUUGCCGCUGCUGCACCUAUUCAGGAAAAGGUUGAGCCAGCUAUGAAAGAGAAAGUAACCCUCCCAUCAAUGUUUGGCGCGGCCCCUACGACCUUUGGCCCCCCAGCACCGCCUGCCGCAGCGGCUCCGACGCCUACUACUACUAGAGCAGAGCCUACUCCAGCAGUGCCAUUCUCGUUUGGAGCACCAAAGCCUGCUGAAGCAGCUGCUCCUGCAGUUCCGUCAACAUUCAGCUUCGGGGCCCCUCCCAAGGCACCAGAGCCGACAACGAAGCCUGCACUGCCGUUUAGUUUUGGUGCACCUGCCAAACCAGCAGAACCUCCCUCUGCGCCUUCACCGUUGCCAUUCACUUUUGGCGCACCGAAGGCAGAUGUCACCGUCAAGGAACCAGAAGCGAAGCCUGCUGCUGGCCCGUCACCCAUGUUUGGCACUGCACCAGUUACUUCGGCAUUCGGUGCCCCUGCUGCCUCUGCCCCUGCGGCACCUGCGACUACUGAACCACCCAAGCCAACUUUCGCAUUCGGACAACCAGAGGCGCCGAAGCCUCUCUUUGGUACUGGUGCUCCUGCGUUCAGCUUUGGACAGCCAUCUGCGCCGGCAGCGGCUCCUUCGAAGGCGCCAUUCACUUUCGGGCCUCCUACUGCGGCAACGACAGAGACUAAGCCUGCUUUUGUCUUUGGUGGUACGCCGUCUCCUGCACCUCCCUCUGCAGGCGUAUUUGGGGCACCAACCGCUGCGACUACUGGAGCGGCAGCUGCAACCAAACCAUUCACCUUUGGACCGACCACACCCGCCAGACCAGUGACACCUCCGCAGAAGGAUAACGAGAUGUCGAUGGACGAAAGCCCAACGCGGGGCAACGCUAUGGAGUUGAAUGGGAAUGAACAACUCAAGGCGCCUAGUGCAUUCUCGUUUGCUCCAAGUCCUACCUCUCCAUUCGGCCAGCCACCUCCUUCUGCUGCAGGUCCGGCACCUUUCAUGUUUGGUGGUACACCGGCACAUCCUUUUGGUGCGAAACCAGCGGAACAAAAACAGGCCGAAAAACCUGCUACAGCGUUUGGCAGCUUUGGACAAGCUGCCGCCAGUCCAUUCUCGUUCGGUCCCAAGCCCUCAGAGUCUGCGCGACCAGCGACAUCCUCAGGUGCAUUCAGCUUUACCCAGCCUCCCCCAAUCAAUACCUCACCUUUCGCUUUCGCAGCUCCUUCCACUAGCACUAGUGCCUUCGGAGCACCGUCGCCGACUUCAGCAUUCGGGUUCGGCACUACGACGCCAACAUCUACCACUGCUCCGUCACAUCCGUUCACAUUCGGCAGCCAGCCAGCUUCUCCUGCAACCGCCCAUGCAGGUCUCCCUCAGACUCCCGCCGGCGGUUCAGCGUUCACCUUUGGUGGACCUCCUUCCGCGACUACGACAGCUGCACCUGCCUCUCCCUUUGGAGCGCCCCCGGCAUUACCCUCAGCACCUACUACGCCUCUGUUUACUGUCGGGUCUGCACCUCCAGCCACACCAACUGCUCCCGGUCCAACUGGUCGAAUUCUCAAGAAACUUCCCAGUCGCCGUGGCGGCAAGCGAUAAUCGUCGUUCGAUAAAAGUUCGAACUUUCUACUGAAUGCUGUUCGCCACGGACACAUACUUUGAUUCAUUCUUCUUUCCGUGAUCUAUCCUCUCUGGUUACCCGAUCAUCAAUCCCGCUUGCAUCUUUUCUGUUUUACUCUCUCAAUCUCUCAAGUCCAACAUCAUGACAUCGAUAGUGCACUCAGGCUCAAGGCCUCAUCAUUAUAGCAUCACUCUCAGGCUUAAGGCCACUCAUUCCCCACAUUGUUUUCAGGUAGUUUUUCUCUCGGGCUGAAGGCCUAUGCAUUGCGUAUUAUAUUUGCACGCGGAAUGUGCGUAGGUGGUAGUAUCUAGCAAAUAGCUAUAGCUGUUUGAUUAGUAGUAGGUAGGUCCCAUUCUAGAUCAUUGCUGUUAUACAGAGGCAUCCAUAUGUAUCUCGAGUGGUGAAGAUCCAAAACCGUCCAUACAUACUGUAUGUGAAUCAAGUUGCUUUAGCAAGUAUCUUCUUGAGAUUGAUAUUCUGUUUCUCCAACACUUCAAUCUUGUUUUCCGCUGUGUGCAUGUUCUUCAAGAGAUGUUCUCUCCUCUGCUUUACAGCGAAACUUGGUCCCCACCA
Messenger RNA from Somion occarium, 4456 nucleotides. The record is from the annotation of a GenBank genome assembly. Lineage: Eukaryota; Fungi; Basidiomycota; Agaricomycetes; Polyporales; Cerrenaceae.